GUCUGUGCCUCCUAACAGUAACUGGUACCAGUAUGAGACGCAGACAGGAAUUUCUCGGACUGCUUUGCUAUCAUUCUACACUCUCAAAAGUGCUGCAUCCUCCAACCGCAAUUAUCUGUCUGAAUACUGGACCCGUCUCCUCUCAGACCUUCUGAUUGGUCAAAGCUGUUGUGACUCCUCCCUUUGUUAACUCUUUGAAUUGUGGGCUUCAUUGUAAACAAGCUUUGGUGGAUAUCCAUUACCCUGAGAAUACAGCAGGCACUACUCACGCACCCAGGACUGACCGUAAACAGGAAGUGACACCACAGGAAGAGCACGACAUAGACGGUAUGGAACAUCCAGCCCCAGAAUCCCGAGCCGAGCGGAUUGCUCGCUACAAGGCAGAGAGAAGGCGGGAACUGACUGAGCGCUAUGGCAACCAGGAGGAGGAGCUGCCGUAUAAGUGGUCAAAGAGGGAGAAAGAAGGGCGUGGUUCUCAGUGUAACUCCGCCCUCGAGGAUAAGAGCCAAUCAGGAGGGCAUAAUGGACGCAUGAGGGUCCGUGGCGGAGCGCUGGAUGAAGAAGAGAACAUCCUCACUAACAUCUCCAAUAGUUGUGAAGGGAAUGUUCAACCUGAGAACACCUCCCCAAAAAGGCAGUGUGUGCUGGGUGGCGCGGUCCCUCCAGGCCCCGGGGGACCCUCGGCCCCUGACCAGGUCAGGCUGCACACUGGUGUGUCAGUCGGCCAGCGGAAGAGCAUCCUGCUAGAGCAAAGCUGGAGCUCCCCCAGAGUUGGUGCUGAUGGAAGCUCUAACUCCGCCCCUCUGACAGCCAGAGGGGCGGGGCCCGAGGGUUGCCGCCGACGCCCGCGCCGUUACCUGCCUGCGGGGGCAGCGGUGAGCCGUAAAACGAACGAGCGUUUCCGCACGCAACCUGUCACGGCCCAGGAGAUGCAGAAGACCGGCGGAAACAUGAACAACCCAGACCCAGAAGACUCAGGAGAUGUUAAGACAGAUGACAGAGCCAAGAUGAGUGUAGCUGACAAGAUGUCUCUGUUUAAGGAGCUGGAGAAGACCACGUCUCCGGAUGCCUUCUCUUACCUGAAACCUCGCUCCACCUUCAGUGAGCCCCGAGUUCACCAUGGUAACGCCAACCAGCUACAUGCUCAGCCAAUCACCUGUGAGCAACUGGAAUCGACAGGCAGCGUUCUGCGAGCAGCUGAGCCAGGCGAGGCCCAGGCUGUGCAGGCCGACCUGGAGGUGGAGGAGGACUCCAGGUGCAGGCUGUCCAUGAGUGAGAAGCUGGCACUCUUCAACAGACUGUCCCAGGCUCCAGCGUCUCGGGGCGGGGAUAUGGGCUCCUCUGAGACCCGUGGGCAACACCGCCAGAAGGGGGCGCGUCGUCACACUCAGCCAAUCACUGUGCACGAGCGUAAUCUCUCUGUCAACCUCAAGCCCAGCGAGUUGUGUCUUGUCGCCACCACGCCGUCCUACCUGGAGACCGAGCGCCGCGACUCCCAGCAUGCUCUGCAGCGUGAUGCCGACAUGAAAGGCAUCCUGAAGAAGAACCGCCCAGAACGGGCCGGGCCGAGGGGUGGGGCCCGGCAGGAGGACCUUGUGAUAAGUCAAAGCCUGGAGUGGCCCGGAGAUCAGGGGGUCGAGGGCAGUGCGUGGAUAGAGGAGCUCUCUCCCGUUACUGCCCCCUGGAGGCAGAGAGUGAGGAAGCACACCUCACCUACCAUACACCAGGCUAGCAGUCCCACCCCCCACGUUGAAAAACAUGACCCUUCCUGGCAGGACACGCCCCCUUGGCCGCUGGGUACAGAGGACAGGGGUGGAGGCAUCUUGAGGGACAGAUAUCAAGGACCAUCAGAAGAACAGGAUCCACAGACUGGGACGAUGCACAGCGCCACACCUGCUAUGGAGCCACAGGACGAGAGCAGCACUGCCCAGGAGGGCCCUGCAGUAGCUCAGUGCUGGAAUCCUGUCUAUUCCACUGUGUUCUCUCCUUCUAGCACCCCACCUCAGUAUAAGGUGUGUUUCAAUGAGAGAAGUCUUUCAUAUGAAGCUCAGGAGAUUUCAUCACCCACUCAGCCACAGCCACAGCCAGCAUGGAGACAUAAGCAGUGUUCCGUGGGACUGGACUUUCACACACACCCCCAGACGGAGACUGACACUAACAUCCAGAAUUUGGAUGAAACCCAGGAGUCCCAGCAGCCUGUUCCCAUGGAGACAGCCAAAGAGGUCAUGACCUCUGACACCCCGCCACUUCCUGUGUGUCAGAGCAGCCCAGAAGACACAGACCAGGACCUCAGCACCCUCUGCCAGACUCACACUCACAUUUUGAGCUCUGCUGUAGCAGAGCACAGGCGAUCGGUCCGACCGUCCCGUCGCACGCAGGGUUCGAGGAAUCCAUUGCGCGCUCUCGCUGCGCGGGAUGACAUACUGCAGGACUUCAUGCAGCCACACGAGGACAUUGCCAUGGAAACCCACGUUGUGGAGAAUUCGAACUGCGGUUCCGGGAGCACCUUGUCCUCCCUGAGCAGCUCUGUCCCCUACAGCUGCCUCAUGCUGAUCCAUAUCAAAGGAUGGAGACAGGUGCAGGUGCGUUUGGUGGAGCCGGUUGCGUGGUCCCUGAACAGCGGCGACAGCUUCCUGCUGGUCACUCCAUCACGGUGCUACCUGUGGAUGGGAGAGCUGUCCAACGUCCUGGAGAGAGAGAAGGCGUCUGCCAUGGCUUCACUGGUGGUGGCCCAGCGGGAUCUUGGUUGCCAUGCAACAGAGGUCAUUCACCUGGAGGAGGGCGUGAAUUCAGACAGUGGGGAGGCUACAGAGUUCUGGAAGCUUCUGGGAGGAAACACCUAUCGCAGAGGUCAUUCUGAUGACGAUGAACAGUAUGAGACAGCUAUUUCAGAGUCGAACUGCAUCUACAGGCUCCAGGGAGACAGACUCCUCCCACAUGGGCAGGGCUGGGCCUCUGUGCCACACCUCUCUCUCCUAAGCUCCUCCCAGACUCUGUUAUUGGAUUUUGGCAGUGAGCUCUACCUGUGGCAUGGGAAAGACGUUGCCCCCGGCGACAGAAAACUGGCGCUGGAGCUGGCUCAUCAGGUGUGGGGCGGGGCUUAUGACUACAGGAACUGCAGGAUUAACCCUCUUGACCCCUUAGACACCAGUGCCCAAAUUCAAAGACAGGGUACGGGGCGUCCAGCCUGGGCUCUGUUUGGCUGUGUCUUUGAGAUGACUGAGACAGUUCUCUUCAAGCUGAAGUUUGCUGAUUGGUCUGAGCAGAGGGGCGGGAACCAGGAGCACACUACUGCUCCCAUCCAUGGGGUGGUGCAGACUCCUCUUCCUGCAACUUGUCCUUCUGCUGAGUGGUCAUGUGACGCCAAAGCCCUGCUUGCUGGAAGGUGUGUCACAGGGGCGGGGGCUAUCUUUCUGGACGGUGUAGAUAUGCAGAGAGGCCGUGACACGGUCACCCUUAGCGACGGUCGUCAGGCGGCGCUCAGCACUGUUUCUGUGGAGAGUUGGCGUGUUGGUAAGGGAGAGGAGCGGAGAAUGUCUCCAGAGAGCACUGGACAGCUGCACCACGCCGCAACAUACGCUGUGCGCUGGACAUACCGGCUUAGUGCCACGGUCGAUCAGAUUGCCACUGGGGACUUCCUGGAGAAGUCUGCACUGUUCAUCUGGCAGGGACGCCACUCGCAGGUCGAGGGGCAGGACUUGUCUUCACAACUGACCAAUAAGAAUGAGCCUCAAGAGAUUGUAACAGAGGGGGAGGAGCCAGCAUGCUUUUUGCAGCUGUUCCAGGGAGGGCUGGUAAUACACAGGGAGAAGAGCAGUAACCGUGCAGGAGGCUGGCGUCUGUUCUGUGUGAGAGGCGCUGUGUGUGUGGAGGCCAGCCUGUUGGAGGUGGUGUGCUGUACCUCCAGCCUCCGCUCCCGUGGCUGUCUGCUCCUCCUCAACAGUCAGCAGGGGGCGCUGUUUCUGUGGCAUGGCUGCAAGUCCCCUGCUAGUGCACGUCAGGUUGCCAAGCACACCGUCCAACAGCUCACACACACGCACCCUCCUGAGAUGGGGCUGACGAGUGGCCACGGUCUGAUUAUUAAAGAGGUGGAAGAAGGUGGGGAAUCAUCAGACUUCUGGGACGCUAUUGGGCCACCAGACAGGAAGUCCUACGACUGCAUGCUACAAGAUCCUGGCAGGUACAACUUCACCCCGCGCCUGUAUCACCUGAGUGCUCGAGCAGGAACCUUCAAAGGGGAGGAGCUUCUGAGCCGGUCACGUGCACCUGGGGUUGUCAUGGCGAUGCCAUUUCAUCAGCAGUGUUUAUACUGUGUGCCACAGCCAGCUCUGUUCUUGUUGGAUAACUCUCUGGAGGUGUACCUGUGGCAAAGCAAUGCCAUGGUGGACUCACAGCGCCCCCACUGGAACAGGGAGAGAAAAUGCGCCAUGCAGACUGUCCUUCAGUACUGCAGAGACAGAAACCCCACGAGGCCUCCUGCUGCUUACCUCAUCAAGGAAGGGGCGGAGCCUCUAACCUUCACUAAUGUCUUCCCUUCCUGGGAGAAACCAGCCACAGAGCAUGCCUCAUCUGUGCAGAAGACACUGAUAUUAGUGCAGGACGCUCUGGAGUUGCUUGGGGAAACUCACCUCAGUGUCCAGGACCUGCUGAAGAGACCAGAGGGAGUGGACGCCCAGGACGUCCAGGUGGGCUCAUACCUGUCAGAGCAGGAUGUCCAGGUGAUUUUGUGAAUAAACAACUCUGUCAACUCUGCAACAACUAAACCUGACGAAGAGCAAGGGACUGUAUUGAACUAGGCUUAGAAACACUACUGAACAGGACUACUGAAAGAGGACUACUGAAACAGUACUGAAACAGUACUACUGAAGCAGGACAACUGAAACAGUACUAAGGCAGGACUACUGAAAGAGGACUACUGGAACAGGACUACUGAAACAGUACUACUGAAGCAGGACAACUGAAACAGUACUGAAGCAGGACUACUGAAACAGGACUACUGGAACAGAACUGAAGCAGGACUACUGAAACUGGACUAUUUUAAACAUCCCUGUAAUCAACAACAAAAAAAUAUUUUACAUAGAACAUUUGGUAUUGACUAAAAAGGUUUAAUGUUUAAUGUUCUUCUAAUAUGUAAAACCUAGCAACCAAUUUGUGUGUGUGUGUGUGUGUGUGUGUGUGUGUGUGUGUGUCUGUAGGUCAUUUGAGUGUGGCCAUUAAUGCAUAUCCACUGGUUUUGGCUGUCUCUCUCUCUCUCUCUCCCUCUCCCUCUCUCUCUCUCUCUCUCUCUCUCUCUCUCUCUCGUUUCUUGCUCCAGCUACAGGGUAAACAUGUGAAUGAAAUGAGAUUGCGUGCUUAUUUUUCUCAACCUGGAAAUGAAUCAGGAACCUGAAAAUCAACCUGGAAAUGGAUCUGAUGGAUCUUAAUUCAUGUUUAACAGACAUAAUAUAAAUUCAAUUCAAUAAAUUAAACCUUCAAUAAAUUCAAUUCCAUACACUCAA
Molecule: messenger RNA, 5498 nt
Organism: Electrophorus electricus (electric eel)
Lineage: Eukaryota; Metazoa; Chordata; Actinopteri; Gymnotiformes; Gymnotidae
Gene: svilc
Product: supervillin c
Biological process (GO): actin filament severing; barbed-end actin filament capping; actin polymerization or depolymerization
Cellular component (GO): cytoplasm; actin cytoskeleton
Molecular function (GO): phosphatidylinositol-4,5-bisphosphate binding; actin filament binding
Source: RefSeq, a predicted model, not a curated record